AUGUUGAAGCUGCCCAAGUUGGAUCUCAUGAAGCAGUGUGGACUCGCCGUGUUUGGGCUCGGCGCUCUCCUGAUGAUUUGCGGUUGGUUCAUUGCCUUCGUGAGCUUGUGUUACGGCCAGUCGGAGUCAUACUUUGACCGGUUCGACUACUCCCACUCCGCAUGGUUCAUCAUUUGGAUUCAGCUUUUCCUCUGCUUUGCCAUCUUUGGCCACUUUUUCCUUCCCUUCCCCACCGACUUCAUGGUCUCUGUUUUCCUUGGAGCUUGCUUUGCCAUUACGUUGAUCGUCUCCGAUGCUCACCUUUACGCUGAUUCGCGUAUGAACCUAUUGGAGGUCGAAGCUAAUAACGACCGCGGCUCCAUGACAGCGCUCACGACCGGUUUCCUGAUCCUCGCUCUCGGUAACCUGUUUGCUCUCUGCUACUUUGCCGUCAAGUUCGACCUUGAGCACCGCCCCAACAAGCAGAUUGACGACUCGUUCGGCGGUAUCAAAGGCUCCGGCAUUAGCGGCCCAGGUGGCAUCAUCGGCUCAUUCCCGGGCAGCGGUCUUCGCCAGCGCGCAGGUUUCCAGGGCGAAAACCCUGUGGACUCGGUCGGAGUCAACAGCAUGUCGUACCCUCCUCAGGCUGCCAAUUCGAUGGCUCCUCGGUCGCCUGACCUCGGCACGCCGAAUGCUCUUGGAUCAGACCCUCUGUCGAAUGGUUACUCGCGCCCUAAUGAUGUUGAAAUCGGCAUGCCCACGACCGGCAGUGCUGUUAACGCGACGUCGACCGAGACGCCAUUUGUUCAGGCUCCACGCCAGGACGCUUCAUUGCCUCUCAACGAGACUGCCAAGGACGACAACCUCGCUCCACCUAUCCUCUCCUCGAACCUCGGCCCCUCGACUGCGGGUGCUGCUGGCGGUGCCGUUCCGGCUGCUGCCGCUGGCGCUUCAGGCACGCAAAGUGCUUUACAACGCGCCGAGGCUCUCUACUCGUACAAGGCCAGUGAGGACGACCCUACUGAGAUUUCGUUCGCCAAGGGCGACGUUCUCCAGAUUGUCGACAGCUCUGGCAAGUGGUGGCAGGCUCAGCGCCCUAAUGGUGAGCUCGGUAUUGUGCCAAGCAACUACCUCCGUUUGAUCUAA
Malassezia restricta is the source of this 1125-nucleotide messenger RNA. RefSeq names its product SHO1 osmosensor. The record is from RefSeq and is a predicted model, not a curated record. The transcript has a single exon. NCBI's taxonomy places the organism in Eukaryota, Fungi, Basidiomycota, Malasseziomycetes, Malasseziales, Malasseziaceae. Gene Ontology annotation, molecular function: protein binding. The coding region runs from base 1 to 1125 and encodes 374 amino acids.